Molecule: messenger RNA, 5440 nt
Organism: Pundamilia nyererei
Lineage: Eukaryota; Metazoa; Chordata; Actinopteri; Cichliformes; Cichlidae
Gene: mtmr4
Product: myotubularin related protein 4
Exons: 19
Coding region: 233-3907 (1224 amino acids)
Biological process (GO): phosphatidylinositol dephosphorylation; regulation of autophagy
Cellular component (GO): membrane; cytoplasm
Molecular function (GO): phosphatidylinositol-3-phosphate phosphatase activity; metal ion binding; phosphatidylinositol-3,5-bisphosphate 3-phosphatase activity
Source: RefSeq, a predicted model, not a curated record
AUCCUGACUUAGAGCCAGGGCUGCUGUGUUGUCCCACAAAACCUCGAGAUAAGGGGCAAACCUGCAAAAGCUGCGGGGGGGUGGGAAGCGGGGUGGCAGGCAGAGGGGGUCGAAGCAAACGAAGGGUGGAGAGGCUCAGGAGAAGAAUGGUUAUGCCGGCUCCUCGUGCUCUGGUCGUGCUGCUCCUCCGUAGGCUGCGUGUCAUUCAGGCACAGUCCUGCCUUUCCUCGACAUGAGCCUCGCAGUAAGGGUGUCCUGCUCCAUGCUCAACUGCUUUGGUGAAGAGGGGCCUCCCAGUCUGGAGUACAUCAAGGCCAAGGAUUUGUUCCCCCAGAAGGAGCUGGUGAAGGAGGAUGAAAGCCUUCAGGUGCCGUUCCCAGUUCUUCAGGGGGAAGGUGUGGAAUAUCUUGGCCGUGCUGAUGAAGCCAUCAUUGCCAUUUCUAACUACAGACUUCACAUCAAGUUCAAGGACUCAGUCAUCAAUACCUACCCAGGUGUGGACAUUGACAUAUCUGUGCCUCUCAGGCUGAUAGAAAGUGUAGAGAGCAGAGAUAUGUUCCAGUUGCACAUCAUUUGCAAAGACUCUAAAGUUGUCAGAUGCCACUUUGCAACGUUCAAGCAGUGCCAGGAGUGGGUCAAACGUCUGAACCGGGCCAUAGCACACCCAUCACGGCUGGAGGACCUGUUCGCCCUGGCCUAUCACGCGUGGUGUCUAGGAGGCAGCGCUGACGAUGAAGAUCAGCACCUUCAUCUUUGUCGCCCAGGUGAUCAUGUACGUCAGAGAAUGGAAAUGGAGGUCAAGAGGAUGGGCUUCGAUACUCAAAACAUCUGGAGAGUGUCUGAUAUCAACUGCAACUACAAGCUGUGCUCCAGCUACCCACAGAAGCUUCUGAUUCCAAUCUGGAUCACUGACAAGGAGCUGGAGAGUGUGGCUUCUUUUAGAUCCUGGAAGAGGAUCCCAGUGGUGGUCUACAGGCACCAGAAGAACGGGGCAGUGAUCGCCCGCUGUAGCCAGCCUGAGAUUAGCUGGUGGGGCUGGAGGAACACAGAUGAUGAGUAUCUAGUUACGUCCAUCGCUAAGGCCUGUCAGAUGGACAGCGGAACCAAGGGUGCACAAACAAAUCGACAACGCGGGGAAGCUACUGACUCUUCCGAUGGUGAUUUUGACUCAUCUCUGACGGGCGGCUCCAGCUGCAAUAACAACACUGUGACACAGAAGCUGCUGAUUCUGGAUGCUCGCUCAUACACUGCUGCAGUGGCUAACCGAGCUAAGGGCGGAGGCUGCGAAUGUGAAGAGUACUACCCCAGCUGUGAGGUCAUGUUCAUGGGAAUGGCCAACAUCCAUGCUAUCCGGAACAGUUUCCAGGCUCUCAGGGCUGUCUGCAGUCAGAUCCCCGAUCCAGGAAACUGGCUUUCAGCACUGGAGAGCACCCGUUGGCUGCAGCACCUGUCGGUCAUGCUGAAGGCUGCCACUCUGGUAUGUUCAGCAGUCGAGCGGGACGGUCGUCCUGUCCUGGUACACUGCUCAGACGGGUGGGACCGCACGCCUCAGAUUGUAGCCCUCGCCAAGGUCCUGCUGGACCCCUACUACAGGACAUUAGAGGGUUUCCAGGUGCUCGUAGAGACGGAAUGGCUGGACUUUGGUCAUAAGUUUGGGGACCGCUGUGGCCACCAGGAGAACUCAGACGAUGUGAGCGAGCAGUGUCCCGUCUUCCUGCAGUGGCUGGAUUGUGUUCACCAGCUGCUCAAACAGUUCCCCUGCCUGUUUGAGUUCAACGAGGCCUUCCUGGUCAAGUUGGUGCAGCACACAUACUCGUGUCUUUACGGCACGUUUCUGUGCAACAACGCUCGUGAAAGGGAGGCAAAGAAUAUCUACAAACGCACCUGCUCUGUGUGGUCUCUGCUUCGCACAGCAAACAAGAACUUCCAGAACUUCCUCUACAUCCCUUCUCAUGACAUGGUGCUGCAGCCAGUCUGCCAUACUCGGGCACUACAGUUGUGGACAGCCGUCUACCUGCCCACCUCCUCCCCCUGCACUGCUGUGGAUGAUUCUGUGGAUCUCUACCUCCCGCCCUCCAUCACAGGAGAUGAGCUUACCUCCCGUUCCCUGGACAGACUUCCUAAGACCCGCUCCAUGGAUGACCUUCUGUCAGCUUUUGAGAAUGGGAUGCCCCUGACACGAACGUCGAGCGACCCCAAUCUCAACAAGCACUGCCAGGAGGGUCGCUCUGCACUGGAGCCCUCACCUGCUUUGGAAGAACCCGCUGUAGAAGGCUCCAACGAGCUCAUACCUGACACUGCGGUGGACAGUGGAGAGGGACAAUCUGUGCAUCCGACUCCAGAAGCUGUCCCAGGUGUAGUGGGUGCUGAAGAGGCUGUGGAUGGACCCUGUUUCACUACGCAGCCCCUGCCUUCCCUGCCCCUCUCACCUGUCCCCCUCAGUGAGGAUGUCACACUUGCUCACACUGCCUUUUCCACUCCUGCCCUCAUGCAAGCUUUGCAUCAGAUCACAGAUACUCCACUCCAACAAGCUCCAAUGGAGGCUGAGAGCCCUUGUAGGACUGCUGAGAGUAUACCAUCUCCCACUCAUAAAUCAGAGCCCUGCUUACCUCUGCCCUGCAAAAGCACUCAACCUGCAGCCAACACACCAACCUCUGUAUUUCAAGGACAAAUUGAUAGUCAGUCAAAGAGCCUGCUGGCUGUAAAGCAGCUAACACCACUCCUUCCCAUGGGGGACUCCACUGAGACUCUUACAGGUGAGAAUGAUCAUCCCCCCAACUCGCCCUCCGCAGUGACCCAGGAAUUUACGCAGAAUACUUUGAAUGAUGAGGAGCAGCCUGAGUUUCAGCCACAAGCUCAACCCCAGAAGGAGGAGGAGGACACGAGGACAAAUGGGGCGAGUGGAAGAGAGCGCGUGUUAGCGGCAGCUCCUGUAGACUGCAUCCAGGUCACUGCUCGCCCUCUGAUCUCCCAGAGCCAGCUCUCGGACCUGUGCUUGCUCAGCUCCCACUGGGAGAGUGUCCAGGGUCUGGUCCAGUCUGCCUCUGGUGCCAGCCGGGGCCAGCACCCCAACAUCCACCAGAGCCGCCGGCUUGCCAGUAAACUCCUCCGCGCCCAGGGCUUUGCCAUUGCCAAUGGCUCGCAGUGCUGCCGCAGGGAGGCUCUCUGUUGUCCGAGCAGUGCGCUGCAGAUUGGAUGGCCUACCAGGAGUGCAGGCUACACUGGACUGUGUGGGCCUGCUGCCCUCACCAGCUACUCACUGGCAGCCCAUCAGCUCCUGCCAGCCUCUUAUUCCUCACCCUCAGCUUCCAGCUCGCCACCACCUCCCCAGGCCCUGGCUUACCUGGAUGACGAUGGGCUGCCUGUGCCGAUGGAUGCCGUGCAGCAGAGAUUGCGUCAGAUCGAGGCGGGUUACAAGCAGGAGGUUGAGGUGCUGCGACAGCAGGUGCGACAGCUGCAGAUGAGGCUUGAGAGUCAACAGUAUGGCACCCCUCCCUCAGAGCCAUACGUCGAGUACGAGGAUGACAUUACAUGUCUGCGUGAGUCAGACAACAGCAAUGAGGAAGAUUCUCUGUCUACCCACAGCGAGGACCGUCUGUCCGAGGGCAGCUGGGAUCGAGUAGAGCCCAGGGACACUGAGGUUACGAGGUGGGUGCCCGACCACAUGGCCUCCCAUUGUUUCAACUGUGACUGUGAGUUCUGGAUAGCCAAGAGACGUCACCACUGCAGGAACUGUGGUAAUGUGUUCUGUAAAGACUGUUGUCACCUGAAGCUUCCCAUCCCAGACCAGCAGCUUUACGACCCCGUGUUGGUGUGCAACACCUGCCACGACCUGCUCCUCGAGUCCCGCACCCGCGAGAUCCGUAGCCAGCAGCUUAAGAAGGCCAUCGCUACAGCCUCCAGCUGAGAGAAACCUCUGAAGCAUUGUCGCCUCGGCUUUGUCCUGCUCGUAUGGGACUGAUGAGCUGUGCGCUGUUUUUACCGCCAAUCAGCUGUAGUUUGGCUGCAGGGGCGGGAAUGAGGAGCAGUUGUUACUCUUUGGGACGCUGGGCUUUAAAAACGGAGAUGUACGUAUAGACUGUAAUAGAAGGGAUUGCUAAGGCAUGCUAGCAGGUGGAGGAGGGGGUUGGUCAAAGACAUUUUUAGGCCUAAGCGCCGCAGCGUCCUGCUGCCUCCACACGGCUCAGUCCUCUAGUGGUGCCCCCGCCUGAGACACAUCUCCAACCUGUCCACACACCUUUUAGUACCAAACACCUGCACCCUCCUGACGGACACCGUCUCGCAGUUCAGAGGACAAUCGCUCACCCUUCCACGUGUCGGGGGACUCCAAAGCCUGUACCUGUACUACUGGAGGCUUUCAACUUUAAAAGAAAAGAAAUGCUGCUACAGUAUUUAAAAGUCUAAUUUUGUAUUCUUAUUUUGUGCACUACUAGCUGUCAUGUAAUGGAGGGCACUUGUGACCAAACUUGAGCAAAAGGGAGAAAUCUGCUGUUUACUUUGCCAUUGCAUCUUUUUUGCUGUUGUUGUUUUCUUUUGUCCUCUCGGAGCCUGAAUGUAACAUGUGAUGGAUAACUGGACUGGGUUUAUGUUAACGUGCAUUUGGUAGGUCGUGUACAUGUUCAUUGCUGCAGUGUGUUCUGUAUGUGCACAGUCGAUGUGGUUGUGUGUUUUAUCUAUGCUUUUCUCUGGUAUAGUCGCGGUGCAACGCUCUGAGGGAUGUGUGGCGCACACUGAUGUGGUUUUGCGGGGACAGAAUGAGGGUUGGAGGCAGCAGGUUUCUGUGAAGUCUUCUUCAGAUGAGUCAUUUGAAGGUGCUUGGAAGAUGUGACUGAAGGGUUGUGCUGAUGUUCCUCUAGUCGAAUGGCUUGGUGUCCACAUAAAGCUCUAUGUCCAUCUGACUGACUCCUCCACAUGCUGAGGACUGAACAGAGCUCUUAGUUUUUUGUUUUUAAGGGUAGUUUGGCAACAGUCCCCUUAAAAAUGUUUGUCUACUGGUUGUUGAGACAAUGGUGCCAUAUUUUGUUUUGUCUCUCUCUCUCUUUUUUUCUUUUCUUUUCAAAGGAUAUUUCUUUGUUAUGGAUGGCAGCAGGUUUCUAAUCGGCCACCUCUCUGUAUGUUUAAUGGUACAGAUAGCUAGCUGCUUAAUAACACUGAAACGACUAAAGAUUAACUGAGAGUUUGAUAACAAGAGGCUAACAAUGUCAGUGGAUAAUCAGAUAUCACUGGAUUCGUUACCUUUGUAGUUAUCAUCGUCUAAUAUUUGGAAUCUUUUGCACGGUGUUUAUGAAGCUGAAAUCUUUGAGGAGCUCAGAAAUGUAACAUACAUAGUUAUCUGAUCCGUAGUGGUGGCUAAAACCUGUCACUUAAUGAUUUAUUGUUGUAAAGAAAUGCACUGUAAAAAUGAAAUCCCAUGGGUUAAAAUAAAGGAUUAUAUCAUGGA